Messenger RNA from Diceros bicornis minor, 6834 nucleotides. It is a transcript of the gene ZNF517, whose product is annotated as zinc finger protein 517. Gene Ontology annotation, molecular function: RNA polymerase II cis-regulatory region sequence-specific DNA binding; DNA-binding transcription repressor activity, RNA polymerase II-specific. The transcript is spliced from 8 exons. Bases 2316 to 3845 code for a protein of 509 amino acids. Gene Ontology annotation, biological process: negative regulation of transcription by RNA polymerase II. The record is from RefSeq and is a predicted model, not a curated record. NCBI's taxonomy places the organism in Eukaryota, Metazoa, Chordata, Mammalia, Perissodactyla, Rhinocerotidae.
AGCUUCGUGAGCAGGGCUCCUGAGUAUGCAGGUGAGGCCGUGGAGGGAGAGCCAACAAGGUAGGGAGGGAGUAAGGGCAGGGGUCCCAGUGGGCGGAGAGGCUUGCCCUCUGGACUCCACCGUGGUGUUUGCUAGCACCAAUGUGGUCAGGUAAGCCCUGCAGGGGCAGAGGCAAGAAUGACAUCAUGAGAAGGUGACAGGAGUGGGGGGCAUGUGGCCACGUGCUGAAGCCACUGGGGAGCAGAGGGGCUGGUGCAGGAGGCCCCAAGAGAGACAACAGAGCAAGGUUGGCAGGGAUGGGGCAACAGGAGGCAGCACAGCCCACAGCAGGGCCAGGGGCUGAGGGGCACCUGGGCCUCCUUGGGGCAGAGUGAGGAGUUCUGGGGUCAGCCCAGGAUAGACCUGGAGGACCAGAAGGGCAGAGGGAGAGUGGGAUGGAGGUGGGGACAGUGCUUGGACACGUGGGCUGUGGGAUCCUUGAGAGGGUCUCACAGGUCCCUGGAAUGGAGUAUUGGGGGUCAGGGCCCCCAACUCUUCCCUCUGCCCAGGAGCCAGCUACCGAGGCCCUGGAUGCGCCCAGAAAGAGGCUGACCAGGCCCACUGCAGGGUGUGGGUCCAGGGCCUUGCCACAGGUGGAUGGUCAGUGCCACAGUCUGAGGUGAGACAGGCACCAAUGCCAGCCCAGGAGCCCCAGGGGGUGUCUGGCAGCUGUGAGCUCCCACUCGGGGCCCUGGGCCAAGAGAAGCCUCAAGAAGUGCUGCUCUGGGGGUCUUGCUCAGGUGGGCUCCACCCGAAGGCCUACCUGGAGGUGGCAGGUGUGGACUCAAAGGAGGGCAGCCACUGGUGGGGCUCUAGGAGAUGCAGACACCCACCUGAUUUUUAUCGUGCCCCUGCCUCAUGCUCGGUGCAUCUGUCCUUGCAGAGACAGGGGUCCUGGCUGGCGUCCCCCCACAGUCCAGAGACCUGUUACUUGGCUCUGUUUUGCUGAUCUAAAUGUUCACCACCAUGUGAGGCCACUAAGCCUGGCACACAAAAGGGGCUCUGCAGAGCUGGGUAACCCGAGGAUGGUGGCCACUCUGGGUGGGCCCAGCUGCACUGGGCAUGGGGUUCUCCAGCCUUGAAGAGGGCCCCACCUGCCUCUGCCCCAGAUGCCCCCCCACACACAAGGUGCCUUUGCUCAUGCUGGUCAGCCACGGUGCCCUCUCUCCUGCUGUCCAAUGUCACCUCUUCCCUGCAUUUCAAACUUUAUUCUUAGAAAUGAUUUAUGCAUUUCCUUUUAAAUUUGUUCUGUAAAUGUUUCUUGUCACAUACACAUACGAGUAUUUGGUAUAAACGCACAUAAUCAUGACCCUCUUCUGUCUUGUUCUGCUUGGCUCCCCACCCCCAGCAUCACCUGCCCUCAGGCAAAUCACAGAACACUAUGCUUCUGUCAUCUUUAAUAUGGGAAGAGUAAUACUCUUUCAUAGGGUUAUUGUGAGGGAUAAAUGAGUGAAUACACACAAAAAUCACCAGGGCUGCAGAAGUCACACAGUGGCCACGCUCAGGUGCAGACAGGAGAGGUGGUCUGAGAGACUGACCAGAAGGGAGCCCCAGGAGGCUUCAAGGUCCCGGGCUCAAUCAGCUUGUUGACUUGGUGCUAGCUUCACAGGGCAUUCAGGGUGUGAAGACUCAUUGUGCUGUAUGCUGAAGGGAGGGGCGCUGCCUCAGAACCUGGGUCCCUGAAGCGAUGUUCGACGUUCUCCCUAGACUUCUAGACGUCUCCGCUGAAGGCGUCUGCUCCCCGAUAGUGCACCCACGGUUUCGGGUCCGGGGAUCCGGCAGCCGGCCAGCCCUCGGACCUGGCGGAUGGGACCUCGCCCCGCGCGCGCGGCUCUCGCGAUAACCCCGCCCCUCGCCCACGGACCCGGAGGGCACCAUGGAGAUGCGUGUUCUUCCGAGCCUCCUAGAGCGGCGCUGCGGACCGUUUCCGGGGACGGGCCGGAACCGGAGGUGUCUGCGCCCGGCGCCCGGCGCCACUCGGCGCUGUGCAGGGCGGAGGCCUGUGCAGGCGGCUGCUCCCUGAGGACACGCACUCCCCAGAUAUGAGCAAACAAGAACCAGCAGUGGUAACUUCCCCCUUCUAGCAGUGCCCGGUGUGAUGUAGCAAGAACAUUUUCUGAUCUUCCACAACGCGGUCUUACUGGUUGCAGAGUCACCCACAUCGUGGAUCAACUCCUUUAUUCCACACAUCCUUGCUGAGCAUAUGCUGGAUGCCAGGCCCUGGGGGUACUGCAUGAAUAACUAGACCUCAGGCCUUGUCUCACAAGGGGAGGCAGAUGAGAAGCAACUCCUUCCCUGGCAGAGACCCUGGAAUGGCAGCGCCACUCGUGAUGCCCAGACCCCAGGAGGCUGUUGUGUUCGAGGAUGUGGCCGUGUACUUCACAAGGAUAGAGUGGAGUUGCCUGGCUCCUGACCAGCGGGCACUAUACAGGGACGUGAUGCUGGAGAACUAUGAGCACGUGGCGUCACUGGGCUUUCUUGUCCCCAAACCAGCGCUGAUCUCCCUCUUGGAGCAAGGGGAGGAGCCAGGGGCCUUGAUUCUGCAGGUGGCUGAGGAGCGAGAGACCAAGGCCAGCCCAUGCCCAGGUUCCAGGAUGGAGGCCAGGAUGAAGGAGUCUUCUCUGAGGAGAGUGUCCUCUAAGCAGGCGGGACUACUGGGCUCAGUUUUGGGGCAGCUCCCUGGGGGGGGCCCCGAGUUACCUGUACCGAAGGGCAGUCCUGAAGAUGGAUCAGGUAGGCGACUCCUCAGCCCCCAGGCAAGUGGCCCUGGUGGGGAGUGUGGCACGUCCCCCGUGUCCCUGGAGGAAGGAGGGCUCUGCUGGGGCCCUUCAGAUGCUGCUGGGGAGAGAGUGCACAGGUGCGCUUGUGGCAAGGCGUUCAAGUACAACUCGCUGCUGCUCAGGCACCAGGUCAUCCACGUGGGGGCCAAGCCCUUCCAGUGCACCGAGUGUGGCAAGGCCUUCAAGCAGAGCUCUAUCCUCCUGAGACACCAGCUAAUCCACACUGAGGAGAAGCCCUACCAGUGCAGUGAGUGUGGCAAGGCCUUCCGGCAGAGCACUCAGCUGACCGCACACCACCGGGUCCACACCCGGGAGAAGCCCUACGAGUGCGGCGAGUGCGGCAAGGCCUUCAGCCGCAGCUCCCGGCUCCGGCAGCACCAAAAGUUCCACACGGGGGAGAAGCCCUACGAGUGUGGCGAGUGCGGAAAGGCCUUUGGCCGCAGGUUCACCCUCAAGGAGCACCGGCGCAUCCACAGUGGGGAGAGGCCGUACACAUGCCCGCAGUGUGGGCAGCGUUUCAUCCGCGGGUCCUCGCUCCUCAAACAUCACAGGCUGCACGUCGAGGAGAGCCCCCAGGAAGACGGCGGGUGCCAGAGCCCCCUGCUCAGUGCGGCCCACAAGAUCCACUCAGGGGACAAGCUCUACCAGUGCCCAGUGUGCCAGAAGCCCUUCAAACACAACUCCCUGCUCCUCUUGCACCAGAGGCUGCACACAGGUGAGAGGCCCUUUGAGUGCAGGGAAUGUGGCAGAGCCUUCAGCCGCAAGUCCAACCUCACUCUGCACCAAAAGACCCACACCAAGGAGAAGCCCUUCGCCUGCAUGGAGUGCGGCAAGGCUUUCCGCAGGAGCUACACACUGAACGAGCACUACCGGCUGCACAGUGGCGAGAGGCCGUACAGGUGCCGGGCCUGUGGGAGGGCCUGCAGCCGGCUGUCCACCCUCAUCCAGCACCAGAAAGUCCACGGCCAAGAGUGCUCCCAGGAGGGCGGGGAGGACAGGCAGGUGCCACGCUGGGCAACCUGUUGAGGUGACAGCAGGCAGAGAACCUAGCCAGGGCUGUCAACCCUCCCACUUGGCUGUGCAGCAGGGCAUUUGUCUUGGAUGGAGAAGGGAGGGGCUGGGGCUGUGGUCAGACAGCCUGAGGGAGGGACAGAGAGGAAGGCAGAGCCAGAGUGGGUCCCCACCCCCUCGAGCCCGGAUGCCCACGGGAGAGCAGCGUUUCUGAACCACCCGGGUCUGUGCCUGGAUGCACACACAGGCUCCAAUUAAUCACGUGGGGUUGUGCGUGGGUUCUGUUUUCUUUUUGCAUGCAUCUGUUUUCCAAACAUUGACUUGUGAUCAGAAAAAAGCAUAUGUUGUUUCUUUGGUGGUUCAUUUGUUACUAGGAUUGUCCAAGAUCACACCCCAUUUGCAGGGACUCCAGCCACCUAGUGGGAGCAAGAGAGGCACAGGACUAGAGUCCACACAGCGCCUGGCGUGGGGACAUUUGGAAGUCAUGGGCAGACUGAGGGUUUGUAAAUGAACCAGGGCCAGCGGGGUGGUAGUGGCUGAGGCCAGGACUUGAGGUGGGUCUGCAGGGUCUGGUCAGCGCUUCACGAGCCCCAGCCAGGCUAGGUGUAACCUGCCUCCACCGGGUCUGUUGGCAGAAGGUGCUCACUGAGAAGCAGCCCCUGGAGGGCCUGCUGGUCAGGGAGGCCGUCUUAGUGACCCCUCCUCACCAUCAGCACCCCCAGCAACCCUGAGAACGCUGACAGGCUUCACGGCAUCUUACAAAACGCGUGCCAGAAAGGAAGCCACCACCCCGAGCCAAGCUAAGGGCUUGACCCGUGAAUAUGUAUUUUUUAAUUAACAUGUUUUUUUCCUAAAUAUAAAGUUAUUGUAGAACAUUUGGAAAAUGCAGAAACUUAUAAAAAGGCAAAUAUAAAAAAUUGCCCUUUGACCCACUCUCCAGAGAUGGCUGCUGUGAUGUUUGGUGCGUUUUCUUAGUUUCUUUCUAACGCACAUGUAUAGAUACUGGUUUUACAAAUUGGGGUUAUGCUUUGCUUAGAAUUCUAUACCUAAUGAUCGGGUGACGCCCUAUACACCUGCCAUUUUCUGUGGUUUAAUUAGCAACUCCCUUAUGGUCAGACCUCUCUUUCCCACAUUCUUGCUGUUACCCCACAGUGGACGUGCACAUCUGCUCACAUCCAUGAUGACUUCCUUGGGGUUGAGGUGGACUUUGCAGGUGAAGGGUACUGGGGGUGGGAAGGGACUGUUUUUAAUCACUUCAUUAAUCAUGAAAAAUUCCACUCUUGUUUUUGUUUGCAUUUCUUUGCCUUUUCAUGGGGUGAGUCCCCUGUAAGCUCUUGCACCAGUUUUGUUGGGUUUGUAGAACUUCUGUGUUGUUCCAAUCCCUUUCCCUUAGUAUCUCUCUUUCGUCAGUUGUGGUACAAACCACAGGCUCUCCUGAGGAUGGGGAGGUGGAAGGAAAACUGCAUCUCAGAAUUGAGGAAGUGACACAUUACAAAUAUUUUUCUCAGUUCUUUUUUUUCUUUUCUUUUUGAAGAAGAUUGGCCUUGAGCUAACAUCUGUUGCCAGUCUUCCUCCUUUUUUUUCCCUCCCCAAAGCCCCAGUAGAUAGUUGUAUGUCAUGGUUAUACAUCUUUUUAGUUGCUGUAUGUGGGACACCGCCUCAGCAUGGCUUGAUGAGCGGUGAGUAGGUCCGCACCAGGAUCCAAACCCGUGAACCCCGGGCUGCCAAAGCAGAACGCGCAAACUUAACUGCUGCGCCACCGGGCUGGCCCCUCCCAGUUCUUUCUUUGCUUGUAAUUAUGAGGGUUGUGUUUUGUGUUUUUGGGGUUUUCUGCUGAGAAAGAUUCGCCCUGAGCUAACAUCUCUGCCAAUUUUCCUCUAUUUUGUAUGUGCGUCGCCACCACAGCAUGGCCACUGACAAGUAGUGUGGUUCCACACCCAGGAACCAAACCCCAGCUGCCGAAGCAGAGCGUACCAAAUUUAACCACUACGCUACCAGGGCUGGCCCUAAUUAUGAGGUUUUUAAUAUGAAAAAUACAUUCCCUUGUGGCCAAAACUGUCUGUCCUGAUAUGAUUAGAAAAGCCUUCCCACCCCAAGAUUUUAUAAAACAUUUUCCUCACUUUGGUUAAGUUACUAAGUAAUACAUAUUUAUAGUAACACAGCAAGGAAACCUCAAUAGAGAAACAGGAAAUAAGAGCCCCUCCCCCUUCCCUCACCCCUCACUCCAGACACACCCCUGGUUAACUGUUUGGUGGCUCAUUCCAGAUAUUUUUCUUCGCAUUUUAAACAUUCAAUGUACGUGUCUCUGUUUUUCUACAAGCAGGAUUGUUCUGCACGUGCUUGCAAGGGCUUUUGAUGUGUUGACUUGCUGGGCUGAACUACAGCCCCCAGAAUUCCCUUUUUGGUGGAUUCCAGAAAGAUGGGCUAUGGGGAAGGAAGGGGCCAUUUGUAACUCAGACACCUUCUCCCCAAUAUUCAGACACUAACCUAGGUGCUGCUGUGAAGAGAUUUUGCAGAUGUGGUUAAAGCACCUAAUUAGUUGACUUUAAGUUAAUCAAAGGGAGAUUAUCUUGGUGGGCCUGACCUAAUCAGUUGGAAGGCCUUUAAAAGCUUAAAAGGUUUCCGUGAGACUCCUGCCUGUGGAAAGUGUCAGCUGGUGACCACAGCUCAGCCAGUGAGAAACACCACAGCCCAGCCAAUGAGAAAUGGCGCAGCUCAGCCAAUGAGAAAUGGCGCAGCUCAGCCAAUGAGAAACGCCACAGCCCAGCCAAUGAGAAAUGCCGCAGCCCAGCCAAUGAGAAACGCCACAGCCCAGCCAAUGAGAAACGCCACAGCCCAGCCAAUGAGAAAUGCUGCAGCUCAGCCAAUAAGAAACGCGACAGCUCAGCAGAUGAGAAUCUGUUGCUGCCCUGAACUGCUGCUUUCCCCCAAUUGACUUUCCUUUAGAACAGCCCCUCCCUACUCCCCCUUUUUCUCUAUAAAAGCAGUUUCUCUCCUUUGUUUA